Messenger RNA from Melanaphis sacchari, 2223 nucleotides. RefSeq names its product metalloendopeptidase OMA1, mitochondrial-like. The transcript has a single exon. Gene Ontology annotation, cellular component: mitochondrial inner membrane. Gene Ontology annotation, molecular function: metalloendopeptidase activity. Bases 359 to 1285 code for a protein of 308 amino acids. NCBI's taxonomy places the organism in Eukaryota, Metazoa, Arthropoda, Insecta, Hemiptera, Aphididae. The record is from RefSeq and is a predicted model, not a curated record. Gene Ontology annotation, biological process: mitochondrial protein processing; protein quality control for misfolded or incompletely synthesized proteins.
AGCGUUGCGCUUAUCGUACCUAUAUCAUCUAUUUGAAGUACAUUCCAACGAAAAACGUCGAUUUGAAACUUCGCGAGUGACCACAGAAUACGCGCGAAAUUCGAUUCACCAGUUCAACUGGGAUAUAAUCUCUCUCCUCCCCAUCCCCCCCACCAAUACUGGUUUAAACGACGAAAACGUACAGGUAUCGCCCGAAAUGUUUUUCAAAAUUCUCGCGUUUCAACCAUAAUAACACAUUACACAGACGAGCGGCAUCAAUAAUAAUAUAAUAGGCGCGUUACUUUGGCGAUGAUUUAACAGCAGUUUGACGGGCGCCUGUAAGUCGUGGUCGCUGGACCGUGUGGCCUUGGUGUGCGCCAUGCGAUUACCGGCCGUGGUCGGCGUGGCCGCGGGCCUGGCCACGCGGCACUGGUGGUACGGGCUAACGGCCGAGGCAAAGGGUCGGUACGCGGACGCGGUCUGGUCGAACCGGCUGUUCAUCGCGCUGGCCGUGGCCGCCGGGUUGGGACUGUUCGCGGCGUUCCUGUGGAAGCACACGGAACUGGACCCGCGGACGGGCGGCCGCCGGCUGUUCCUGUUCAGCGACCGGGCGCUGGAGAGACAGGCCGAUCGCCGGAUGCAGGAGACGCUGGACUCGACGCGCCCCGUCCGGCUGGACGCCGCGCACCCCGUCCACGGGCGCGUGGCCGGCGCGACGUCCCGGAUGUUGGCCGCCAACGCCGGGGUGGACGCGAUCCGGCGGCGCCGGUGGACCGUGGCGGUGGUGGACAGCCCGGCCGUGAACGCCGCGGUCGCGCCCGGCGGGCUGGUGCUGGUCAACACCGGUCUGACGUCCGCGGCCAACGACGACCAGCUGUCGAUAGUCGUCGGCCACGAGAUGGCGCACUGCCUGCUCCGGCACGUCAACCAGAUCAGCAGCAUAGCGUUCGUGCUGGACACGCUGUGCCUGGUUCCGGUGUCCGCGGUCAUCUGGGCCGCGCUGCCGUUCUGCUGGAACCUGUUGGCCCACCUGUGGUCGGUCGCCGUGUUGAACGUGUGCGUAGUGCUGCCGUGCGCCCGGUGGUACGAGGCCGAGGCCGACCGCGCCGGGCUGGAGCUGGCCGCCAGAGCGUGCGUGGACGUCACCCAGGGAUACCGGUUCUGGGACGCCAUGUCCGAGACGGAGGGUCCCGGUUACAAGCUGUUCUGGUGGCUGUCCGUGCACCCGACCAACGAGAGUCGGUCCAGGCACCUGUACGGCUUGAUACCCGCGGCCACGGAGCUCCGGAGACUGGCCAGCUGCUAGUCGGGCCGCUCGGGUCCCCUGCGCGCACCCUCUCCUUCGAAAUAGUGAGUUCGCUGGUGUGUUCGAUUCGAAUGAUUUGAUAGUCUUAAAAAAAAAAAACCACACGUUAUGUUCGCACACGAUAUUCAUCGGGUUCGGUAAUAAUCGUAGAUAUUGGUAAGUGAAUGUUGAAUGUUUCGUUUUUGUUCAAAACGAUAUAAAAAAAGAAGACGUCCCGAUCGACCGAUCGACGUACGGCCAGCAAGGCUGUGAUAGGUAAAGACUUGAAAAAGUGUUGUACCUUCGUACCGCGACGUGAGGGGGUACACCGAGGAUUUUUAAGAAUUUUGAAGAGGGGCUGACCGCACGGAGUUGUUGACUACCUAUCGAAAACGAACGAAUAUUUGUUUGUUUGAAGGUGUCCGUUGUUGUAGCUGGUUACAAAAAAUAAAAAUAGUUAUUGGACUUAACAUUUUAUUUUAGAUUCAUCCCUCGUGUUUCGUAAGUCAAAACCGCCGAAGUUAAUGUGUUUAAACUAUGGCGUGUAACUUACGUUUAACGGGGUUAAACACAAUAUUUUAUCCUGUGUAAAUCAACUGGCAUUAUUUAGUUUGUCUCAGGCAACGGCAUGCAGGAUCACCUAGUUAAUAAUACGAUACAUUUAAACGAGAUAUACCUAUAGAGUAGUAAAUAAUAAUUAGCAAAUCAUAUUAUUCAAACCACAACAAAAGACCUUCGGGCUAAUAUAUCUCAAACGAUAGUUUUUAAUUAUAAAACUACCAAAACUAACAUACAAAAUGCUUACACGUGGCAUCACUUUAUAUUAUUUUAUACAUCGUAAUUAAAUCAAAGGCGUGUUUAAAUAAAGAAAACAUAUAAGCUGUGAUGUUUUCAAAACGGGAAAACAAUGACUUAUAAUUAGUAUAGAUACCUAAUAUAAUAUGUAUUAUGUAUUACAU